This is a messenger RNA of Erpetoichthys calabaricus (reedfish), 3081 nucleotides long. RefSeq names its product inosine-uridine preferring nucleoside hydrolase-like. The record is from RefSeq and is a predicted model, not a curated record. Lineage: Eukaryota; Metazoa; Chordata; Cladistia; Polypteriformes; Polypteridae. Bases 160 to 1116 code for a protein of 318 amino acids. The transcript has 6 exons. Gene Ontology annotation, molecular function: hydrolase activity, hydrolyzing N-glycosyl compounds.
CCAAAAAGAGGUAUAAAAGAAAGAAAAAAAAACGCCGGCGGUAGGAAAGAAAUGACACCCGCCAGCGCCGCACAGCUCGACUAGUCGCCUUUAACACCAAAAGCGGCCCUUUUCAUUGGCGCACGUUUCUCUCUUCAGAGUUAGCGCAGCUUUCAAGCAAUGUCUAAAUUACUGCUGGUUGAUGUCGACUGUGGGGUGGACGAUGCUCAGGCUCUGAUGAUGGCCCUGGCAGUGCCUGAUGUGAAGAUUCUAGGGAUAACCUGUGUUCAUGGAAACACUUCGCUUGACAACAUCUGCAAAAAUGUGCUCAGAGUUCUCAAAGUCUGCAAUCGACUGGAGAUUCCAGUUUAUCGAGGUUUGGCAAGACCCCUUCUUCAAGAACCCUUGACUCCCUCUGAUUUCCAUGGGAAGGAUGGAUUGGGAGAUGCUCCUGACCCAGAUGCCCCUGGAUUAGAGCUGCUGCAAAAGGAAGGAGCUGUAGAAGCUAUGAUCAGGAUAGCUAAAGAAAAUGAAGGCCAGGUUUGUUUGGUUGCUACUGCCCCACUGACAAACCUAGCAUCGGCAGUGAAGCUCGACCCCAGUUUUCCAAAGAGGCUGAAAGGGCUCUACAUUAUGGGAGGCAACAUGGAAGCAAGAGGAAAUUCAACUGUAUGUGGAGAAUUUAACUUUGCAGCUGACCCUGAAGCAGCCUACAUUGUUUUGAACGAAUAUCUGUGCCCAACCUACAUUGCUACUUGGGAGUUUACUUGUUACCACAAUUUAUCCUGGGAAUUUUGUUCUGAAUGGAUGAACCAGGACACAGACAAAGCCAGAUUCAUGAAGAAAAUCUUUGCCCACAGCAUUAAGCAUUCGGAAGGCAAUGAAUCAGAGAAUGAAAUGCUUGCCAUAAGCGGGUUUAUAUCUUGUGAUUCCUAUGCAAUGGCUGCAGCUCUCGAUCACUCCUUUGUGACACAAGCCUGCAAGUGUGCCGUGAGCGUGGAGUUGUCAGGAAAUCUGACAAGGGGAAUGAUGGUAGUGGACGACACUGGUAUGCUGAAGAAAGAGCACAAAGUCACAAUCAUGAGGAAAUGUGAUUUGGAAAAGUUUAAGAAACUAAUGAUGGCUGCUUUGGAAUAACUGGUGUCAUUUGAAACAUUCCUAACCCUGGGAUAAUCGAGAUCUCUGGGACUGUUUCAAUUAUGAAGGCACUUUACCUCAGGCUCAAGGAUUAAUACGUUUUAAUUAAUUAAUUAAUCAAUAUUUAUCUUAAGAAAAGCAGGAAAACUGAGGAGUACAUGAAAACAAUGUGCUCUGUUUUGUGACACCAUGUACUCUUUUCAGACAUUCAUCCAUCCCUUCAUAUUUGAGCCCACUUAUUCCAGUAGUGCCCUUCAAUAUUGCAGUGGAUUAUAAGUGGCAGAGGGGCACAUUGGUUAGCACUGCUGCCUCUCGCAUCAGGCGUAUUGGGUGGUCUCCAGUUUUCCUCCAGCAGCCCAGAUAAGUGUGUGUUGGGUUAAUGGGUGAUUCUAAAAAGUGCCCCCCGGUCUGUGGAGGCCUGCCAUCUCCUCCAGGGUUGUGCCUGGUGCUGCCAGGACUAGUCAUUGGGCCUCGUAUGCUGUCUUGUGCCCUGAGAGUUAAUAGAUUGUGCUUUAGGAAUUAGAUUCUUGUCACGCUAUGGUUUCUGUGUCUCUCUGACUGUAAAUAAAGGCCCCUCUCUCUGCAUAUGGAGGGGAGUGAGGAUUGUCUUUUUUUUUUAAUCUACAGAGUACCAUCUUUGAUUGUCUCUACUCAUGGGGGGCUAUGAUUAAACCUGCCCCAGUCUAAAUGUGAUGAGUGAGUGCAGUGUACACUUUUGAAAUUCAGCACUGGACACUGGUACAAUGCAUAUUUCAUCACAUGUGAAUGUCUCGUCCAUUACAGUUGUUGUUGCAAAUGGAGACCCGCUUUAGUAUGUCUUGUGACUGUGUGCCAGGCAUGUGCGGCAUAUGGAAGCUCACACUGGCACUGAAAACCUUACAAUGCGCACUCUAAAUCAUGCGUGUGUACAAACGCAUACACAGUGUUUAAGAUUUGAGUAGCAUUUGUCAGAUUUACACAAACAUUUUGCUUCUUUAAUGUAUUCUUUUUUGACCACUAAUUUGUUUAACUUCAUAAACUGUUCAUUGAAGUGCAGCUUAGGCUUCUAAAAUCAUAACAUUUUGUUUCUCAGAGGAAGCAUUCGCUACUAGAAAGCAAUGUUAGGCAGCGGGUUGAUUAGCCGACUAACGACUUUUUUGGCUGUGGGGAGACUGUCCAAUCCACACUGACGUUUAUCAUCAUCUUUGUGCCUCCUAAGCAGGACCCCCGCUAGCACCCAACACAAAGGCGUACAGUAUACCGAUUAAACAAACCAUUUAGCAGCUUGUGAUUACAGGCUGAACUUCCAUCUAAAAAGACCCCCGGAAGGAGGAGUUGCUCUGGAGUGAGGUGGUGGGAAGUAAGCUCGGUUAAGUGUCUGGACCCUUCCUCAAGUGAGUACGUCUUCCAAAGGGCAUAGAAAUAAUAAAGGGGGACAUUUGUCAUUUGCUGCCAGCUUCUACCAGGGAAACACCCACUGCCUUGGCACUCAAAAGGAAUUUACACAGCAGCUACUCGGCCAGCCCUCGUUUAUUUGUAUACUUUAUCAGGUUGUUUUUUGAUUACUGUUGAAACUGUACUGCUUGUGACCCCCCGUAGUGUUCAGGACUAUUCUUGUUGCAGUUUUCCUUUUUUUUUUUUUUUACAUGUGAAAAUUACAUUUUGAAUAGAGCAUAGAAAUCACAUACUGAAUUUACAUGAAACCAGCAGAAAAUGUUGAUUACGCUAGCUCAUAAAUGUAGUAUUGUCUGAAAGUUCUUAACUAUUUGUUAGUUAUACCUAGUACAAGAUAUUUGAAUGUUGGUUAUUUGUUUCAUUCCAACAAGUCUAAUAAUAAAAAUGUACUUUCAAAUGCAUAUUUUUCCAAAAUGUGUUCUAUAAUUUGAGAGUGUUAUUUUACUUGCAAAAUUCUAAAGAGAUUAUCUUGGGAGUUAUUUAGAUAUGUAACAUGAAUUUUGCAUGUUUAUUGUGAUUUAGCCAACACUU